Molecule: messenger RNA, 2838 nt
Organism: Antechinus flavipes (yellow-footed antechinus)
Lineage: Eukaryota; Metazoa; Chordata; Mammalia; Dasyuromorphia; Dasyuridae
Gene: IRX6
Product: iroquois homeobox 6
Exons: 6
Coding region: 22-1413 (463 amino acids)
Biological process (GO): neuron differentiation; regulation of transcription by RNA polymerase II; cell development
Cellular component (GO): nucleus
Molecular function (GO): RNA polymerase II cis-regulatory region sequence-specific DNA binding; DNA-binding transcription factor activity, RNA polymerase II-specific
Source: RefSeq, a predicted model, not a curated record
AAUAGCACAGAAGACGCGAUUAUGUCCUUCUCUCAGUUUGGAUACCCGUAUAGCAGUGCUUCUCAGUUUUUGGUCCCAGCCAACCCCAGCACCACCUGCUGUGAAUCGGCGCCUCGCUCAGCCCCAGUCCCGGAUGGGUCCACUGGCUCGACCCAGACUUCCGCCCUCUGCUGCCAGCCUUAUGAGAAUCGACUUCUGGGCAGUGCGCGCCCGGAGCUCGGCACGGCCCUAGGAGUUUACGGUUCCCCUUACGCAGCGGCGGCUGCCGCUGCGGCCGCGGCUUCUUCUCAUGGCUACUCCAGCUACUUGCCCUACAGCCCAGAGCCUCAGGCACUCUACAGCGCCUUGAACCCUCAAUAUGAACUCAAAGAGAGUACUGGCAGCUUCUCAGGUGGAUUGACACAGCCCGGAGCUUACUACCCCUAUGAACCAUCCCUGGGACAGUAUCAGUAUGAGAGGUACAGCUCUGUGGACUUCAGUGGUUCAGCCAGGCGCAAGAAUGCCACCAGAGAGACUACCAGCACUCUGAAGGCCUGGUUAUAUGAGCAUCGAAAGAAUCCAUACCCCACGAAGGGUGAGAAGAUCAUGUUAGCUAUUAUUACCAAAAUGACUCUUACCCAGGUCUCUACCUGGUUUGCCAAUGCUCGGAGACGUCUCAAGAAAGAGAACAAGAUGACUUGGUCUCCCAAGAACAAGGCAGGAGAGGAGAAAAAGGAGGAGAAGAAAGCAGAAGACAGUUAUGGAACAAAUGAAGGCCAAGAUCCAAAAGCCUGCAAAAAGGUCAAACAACUAAGGCUCAGUGAUCUGGAAGACUUAGAGGAAGAAGGUGAGGAAGAGGAGGAAGAAGAAGAAACUGAAGACCAUAGCCAAGGAAACAGGACAGAUAAACGGGAGAGGCUAGGAAAGAGUGCAAAGCUAGAUUCAGCAACCAAUUUUCAGGCUUCACAGACUGAGUUUGAAAAAGGGAACCGUAACCUGAAGCUGCAUGGAACUCCACCUGAGUACUCUUGUAAUCUACCCUGCUCCCAGCGAUCAGACUUCUUGGAAGCCUGGACGGUACCAGCAGGCCAGAUUCACUGUGGGCCAAGUGAAAAGCCCCGGAUCUGGUCUCUGGCUCACACUGCAGGGGCUAGUGUCUUAGCAGAAGAAUCCCAAGUGCAGACUGGGCCCCAGAGUCCUCGUCGCCUGCAGGCCCCAGGGAGACUUUCCUUUUUGGGUCAGGAUUGUGAAGGGACAGCCAUAGCUGGAAUGAGGGGCCAGGCCAGCCACUGCACCACGUUAGAGGAACCAUCCCACGCUGCCAAGAUCUUUAGAAAUUCGACUUUCAGCCUCCAACAUUUGCAGCUAAACUGCGCCUCUUACCCAGGGCUGGCAGAGCCUUGCCAAUAUGCAUCUGGAGCAGAAGCAGGUUAGCGCAAGAGUUGAGAUUUGAAGAAGAACCUUGGGAGCCGUUAGGUUUACCAAAGCGCGCCCCUAAGCAAGCCCAGAGACUGACACGCUGUUUUCUCUGACUCAGAAACAGAUGGACAAACAAGCUGUGGCUAGCUUCUCUCAGUCCUUUCCUCCCCCCUCCCCCCCCUCCCCUCCACUGAGAGCUGGGAGCAGCCUGCGAAAGCACAGCUUUGGGAAUAAAGGCACAGACUUCGGAAGGAGAGCAAAGAAAGGACUUGAGUGAGGUGGCCUCAAGCAGCGGCCGCUGGUUUCUUAUAAGUGGAAGCGUUCUCCUUUUCCCUCCGUCCUAUUGCCCUGUGUCCAUCACAGUUUAAAGCACCCAAACUCGGAAUCCCUCAGAGCACUAAAUAUUCUCGUUUCACUGGCAGUGGUCAAUUAGGCCGCCUUCGCCAAACCAAUCUUAGUAUUCUCCACUUCUUGGAUCCUCCGAAGGAGGAAAAACACAAAAAUCCUAUUUGCUAUUUCUUUGGUAAGAUAUGUUUACAAAUUCAAUCUGGGGCUUGGGAAGCAGAAGAAGGGGCGGUUUCCAGCUAAGGGAUCCCGGACGAGGGCCCACUAGAAAUACACGGCUUGAAAACCUCCCCGAGAACAGGCAGGAGGGUCUUGAUGUGCCUUCAGACCCUGGAAAGGAGGAGCGGGAGAGUCCGUUGUGGAAUUAAAAAUGCUUCGCUCAGUGUGGAUUCUGUUGGCUCUGCUGGCCCAGACCGCCCCAGGCACUCUUCAGUGCUUCAACCCCCAGCCCAGGGAACUGAGCUCAACUGAGCUACGUCCUCUGAGUGGCAGCCGAGAGCGAAGCAGGGCCGGCUUAGUGGGUCAGCUCCCUCCGGGAGCCAGGGGACCCGGCUUUGCGAGAAAUCAGGGAGGAAGUUUUAAAAGGGAGCCAGGAGCUCAGCAUUGUUUCUGUUUAAUGGUGUGGCAUCAAACAUUUUCUGUUCGUCCUAAUAAACGGAGAGGGGGCGAGGGAAGAAAGAAGCUUUGUCCCAUUUUCCAGAACUAUGAACAUGCACUUGCUUCAAUUAAGAAUGCGGGUUAAUAAAAGCGACGGCCCCAAGGACCUACUUGACACCAACUCUUCUUUUGGUCCUCGGGUCACAAACAACUCUUUAAAACCAAUAGAUUAGUUGCCUUUUCUGUUGUGCUGAGCGAGAUCACUCCUUCAAACAAACAAACAAAUCGAGAACGCAACCUUCCGGAGAGAGCCUGGGCAAGCUUGGAAGGAAAUGCCUCUGUAGCUGCGGGCGAGAGUGGGAAGUUAGAAUUAAAAAAAAAAAAAAAAUAGCUCUAAAGGGAUGGGAUUAGGUCACUGGAAGUUGGGAUAGGACCCGACUGGGAGCUGAUGGUUUGCCUUCCCGCUCGUAAAGUUUAAAGAUGGGCUAAGGAUGUGAA